This is a messenger RNA of Striga hermonthica, 339 nucleotides long. Lineage: Eukaryota; Viridiplantae; Streptophyta; Magnoliopsida; Lamiales; Orobanchaceae. The record is from the annotation of a GenBank genome assembly.
GUUAAAAGUUGGGGUACAAUACCAAGGGCCAGAUUAUAUUAAAAAAAUUGAGGGUGUCAGGAAUAUGCUUUCUACCAAGCAUAUCGAUGCGUUUUUGGACGUGCUUUCUCGGAGGUUGUGUAGUGGGGUCAAAUUGAAAUCAGGAGUAUCUGUUUCAACAAUUAAUAUUCAGGAUUCCACUCUAUUUGGUUUGUUAUCGAAUCAAUGGAAAGUGCUUCAUCCCGACGAUCCUCAAUGUACGCAGAGCUAUCCCGACGUCACAAAUUAUGAGAGUUGGAAUGUUCUUAUGUUCGUGGUACUGCUAUUCGUUGGGGAUAUCCUUGGCAUACAAAUCCCGAU